AUGGCAGACAUCGCUGAAUGCUAUUUAGUGAUGCAAAACACUGGCAAUCCUGAAAUUCCUGGAAGUCUUGGAAUUCCUGGAACUCCUGAAAAUCUAGGCAAUCCUGGAGUUUCCGGAAUUCCAGGAAUUCGCGGAAGUCCCGGAAUUCCAGGAAGUCCUGGAGUUCCUGGAAGUCCCGGAAUUCCAGGAAUUCCCGGAAGUCCCGGAGUUCCCGGAAGUCCCGGAAUUCCUGAAAUUCCCGGUAGUCCCGGAGUUCCCGGAAGUCCCAGAAUUUUCGGAAUUCCCGGUAGUCCCGGAGUUCCCGGUAGUCCCGGAGUUCCCAGAAGUCCAGGAAUUUUCGGAAGUCCCGGAGUUCCCGGAAGUCCCAGAAGUCCCGGAGUUCCCGGAAUUCCAGGAAUCCCCGGAAGUCCCGGAGUUCCAGGAAGUCCAGGAAUUUUAGGAAUUCCCGGAAGUCCUGGUGUUCCCGGAAUUCCAGGUAAUCCUGGAAAUCUAGGCAAUCCUGGUAUUAGUUGA
This is a messenger RNA of Carica papaya (papaya), 513 nucleotides long. The record is from RefSeq and is a predicted model, not a curated record. NCBI's taxonomy places the organism in Eukaryota, Viridiplantae, Streptophyta, Magnoliopsida, Brassicales, Caricaceae.